Messenger RNA from Prunus mume (Japanese apricot), 2428 nucleotides. RefSeq lists its product as uncharacterized. Gene Ontology annotation, cellular component: endomembrane system; membrane. Lineage: Eukaryota; Viridiplantae; Streptophyta; Magnoliopsida; Rosales; Rosaceae. The record is from RefSeq and is a predicted model, not a curated record.
CUUCGGCAAACCAGCAUAAUUAGAGAUUCGCCGAAACACUACUUCCCUCUUUGCGAGCAAAAAUAUUAUAAACAAUACAAAUAUCUCUCACGCUUCCUUCAAUUUCGAUCUCACCCAUAACUCUCUCUCUCUCUCUCUCUGUGUUUUCAUUCUCUGAAACGAAAUCUCAGCGGAGGCAAAGCCACAGCCACAGCUCGAGCUGAGAAGAAGAAGAAGAAGAUGGCGCCGCCAGCAGCAGCGGCAGCAGAAGGGCAAGUCCAACGCGGACAACAGCAAGGAGGAGGAGGGUUUGGUCAGAGCAUCACUGGAAUCAUAAGGAUUGCUGUGUUUUGGUACUUCGCUUCCAAAUUCUUUUCUCCCAAAAAGCCUUCUGUCCCCACUCAACUCAGCACCAAUCUCUUCCAAAAGGCUGAACCCCUGGAUAUGUGGUUGUAUCUUUCUGAACGUGAAAAGUUCAAUGAAUUCGGCAGUGAACGUGAACUUGUUUGGCAUGAAACUAAUAUUCCAUAUGCUCUCUGGGGGCCAGAGAGUACCAGAUCUCUUUCUAUGAAGUACUAUCCAUCUGAGGCAUUAAAGCACAAUGGAAGUCUCUAUGCUCAUGUUUUCUUCGCACGCUCUGGUUACCCUCCAGACCCAAGUGAUCCAGAGUAUCAGCCUCUUGCUGUAUUUGGAAAGACACACUCUAUUGUGACACACCUGCCAAAGCCGAAAGCUGAUAAAAAAAGGAGUUUGCUGGGGGACUCGAAAGACUCUGAUGAGAAGGAACCAUUAAUUGAGGUAGUUGAUGAUACUCAAGGUGAUUCUGAAGAUAAUGGUCCUGUGGAGUGGGUUUCGUAUUGGAAGCCAAAUAUUACUAUUAAUCUGGUUGAUGAUUUUACGGGGUACCCGCAUAAUGCUGUUCCACCUAAUGUUGCCCCUUACUUGAAUCUUGAGCCUAGUACUGGGAACUACUUUCCAACUAUUUUCUUCAACGAAUUUUGGCUACUUCGAGAUAAGAUGAUAGCAAUUAAUGAGACAGUGAAAGAAUUGGCUCUUAACCUGGAGGUAGGUCCCAUAAGCAUGACCAAGUGGCAACUAUUCCUGCAGAUUGAUCAGUCUUUCCAAAUUCACCGUAGUUAUGGAAGCAUGCUUGAGGGUGAGGCUGAUGAACUGAAGAGAGUGUUCUUGGAAGGAAAUCCUUACCUCCUUGGAAUCACAAUGGUUGUUUCUUUACUUCAUUCAGUGUUUGACUUCUUGGCAUUCAAGAAUGAUAUUCAAUUUUGGAACAAAAAUAAGUCUAUGGAAGGACUUUCUGCAAAGUCUGUUAUUGUGAGCUUCAUAUGUCAGUUCAUUGUCUUCCUCUAUCUACUUGACAAUGAUACUUCGUGGAUGAUACUUAUAAGUUCUGGAAUUGGCUGCUGCAUUGAGUUUUGGAAAAUUGGGAAGGCUAUGCACAUUGAGAUUGAUAGAACAGGGAGGAUACCUAUGUUGAGGUUCCGAGACCGUGAGUCAUAUGCAGGAAAUAAGACAAAAGAAUUUGAUGAUAUGGCGAUGAAGUAUUUGUCAUAUGUGCUCUUCUUCCUUGUUGCAUGCUCCUCUGUUUACUCACUUAAGUACGAGCGUCACAAGAGCUGGUAUUCUUGGAUUCUCUCUUCACUCACAAGCUGUGUUUACAUGUUUGGUUUUAUUAUGAUGUGCCCUCAAUUGUUCAUUAACUAUAAGCUGAAGUCAGUGGCUCAUCUACCCUGGAGGCAGAUGACUUACAAGUUCCUCAACACCAUCAUCGAUGAUCUAUUUGCCUUUGUCAUAAAAAUGCCAAUACUACAUCGCCUUUCCGUCUUCCGUGAUGAUGUCAUAUUUCUGAUAUACGUAUACCAGAAAUGGAUCUAUCCCGUGGACAAGAAACGUGUAAAUGAAUUUGGUUUCAGUGGUGAUGAUGAGGUCACAGAUGGUGCAGUUGACACUGCUGUUAAGGAAGAAGAGAAGAAAACCAAUUAAGCUUUUAAGUUAUAUAGAUAAUUUGAUUUAAUACAGCACAUACUUUCAGUUAGGGUAAACAUUAUUCUAGUAUUCUUGUUUUGCCCUUUUUGCUUUUUCCAUUUACAUUGGGUCUUGUUUUAGUAAGGAUUUGGUUGUAUGCCACGCCAUCUCCUCUGGAAGACUUCUAUGGCCAACAGGAUAAGCAACUGUUACUUUACAGUUUCUGUGAUAUUAUUUAGAAAGUUGCCGCUGGAGGGGGUGAUCCUUUUUUGGUCUGGUUGGAGAAGGUGAUCAAACUAGGUGGUUUGUCUUAAGUAUGUAGUGUUUUCUUUAAAUUUUUGAAGUCCGUUGAUAAUGCCAUAAAUUUUGAUAAUGCCUUUUGUAGUAUUUUUCACCCUUUUUGGUUAAGUGUUGAUGUUUUCAGAACAAUUGAAUGGCAGAAGAUCAUAUUCAUUUAUCGUUUUUAAAA